Molecule: messenger RNA, 3155 nt
Organism: Balaenoptera acutorostrata (minke whale)
Lineage: Eukaryota; Metazoa; Chordata; Mammalia; Artiodactyla; Balaenopteridae
Gene: UBTFL1
Product: upstream binding transcription factor like 1
Exons: 5
Coding region: 1048-2283 (411 amino acids)
Source: RefSeq, a predicted model, not a curated record
CCUGUUUGGACUCGGCUGGGCUGUGGAGAAUUUUGAAAGUUACUGCCACCAGGAGGGGAUCACCAAUCACUGAACUGAAUUUAACAGAGUUACUUACUGAACAAGAGUGGAACAUUUCAUUAACUGUACCCAAAGGACAUCAGUCAGUAGAUUUAGGACCCAAUCUACGCAGGAUGACCUCAUCUUGACGUCUUCAGCUUGAUUCCAUCUGCAAAGACUCUAUUUCUAAAAUAGGUCACAUUCAGAGGAGCAGUUCAUUCUCAUUACCAAAAGAUUAUAAAAUAUAUAUAGAGAGAUGAAACAUUUAUUUUUUAAAAAUCCCAACAAGUUAUUACCAUGGAAAUCUCCAAGAAUUAUAACAUUCCCCCCCAUCCUAUAUAUUUCUGUACAUGAUUUCAGCUUUGUCUGUGUAUAUCCAUAAGUAAAAAUAUAUAUCAAAAAUUAAGCCAUAUUGGGCUUCCCUGGUGGCACAGUUGUUGAGAAUCUGCCUGCCAAUGCAGGGGACACGGGUUCGAGCCCUGGUCUGGGAAGAUCCCACAUGCCGCGGAGCAACUAGGCCCAUGAGCCACAACUACUGAGCCUGCGCGUCUGGAGCCUAUGAUCCACAACAAGAGAGGCCACGAUAAUGAGAGACCCGCGCACCGUGAUGAAGAGUGGCCCCCACUUGCCGCAACUAGAGGAAGCCCUCCCACAGAAACGAAGACCCAACACAGCCAAAAUAAAUAAAUAAUAAUUUAAAAAUAAAAUAAAAUAAAAUAAAGGGCCAUCUCCAACCUAGAUAGAAAGACCCUUACCAGAGUCAUUUGGAGUUGGCUGGACUGUGGAAAACUCUGAAAGCUACAGCUGCUGACCCACCCAGAAAACAUAGAACCCCUGACCUGAUUGGAUGGAAUUUCCUACCAGCAUUGAUGAGACCCAUUCUACAAUCUUCUGGAACAUAGAAUCUCACAAACUACAGGAUUCCAGAAAUAACUCACCUUCUGAAUCUUGAGAGUGAAGAAGUUGAAGAUUUUGCUGGGAUCAUAUAAGUGCCCCAAAGACCUAGAAAUGGUGUUGCCUAAAGGUCAAGAUGACUGGUCCAAAGAAGACAUUGUGAAGUUAUUGGAAUGUAUGGAGAAUAACAUUCCAUCCAAUGACAGGCACACGUUCAAAACAACCCAGUCACUGAUGGACUGGGAAAAAGUAGCUUUUAAAGAUUUUUCUGGGGAAAUGUGCAAACUCAAAUGGUUAGAGGUUUCUUAUAACUUGAGAAAAGUUCGCACUUUGAAAGAAUUAGUCCUGGAAGCAAAGGAAAAUGUUAACAAUCCUCACAAAUGCAGAAAACGCAAGAAGCAUCCUGAUUUACCCAAGAAGCCCUUGACAGCUUACCUCCGCUUUUUCAAAGAGAUGCGACCCCAGUACAGCCAAAAACACCCUAAGAUGAGCAACCAGGAGCUGACCAAGGUUCUGUCUGAGGAAUACAAGAAGCUUCCAGAGCAGCUGAAGCUGAAAUAUAGUCAAGAUUUCCAGAAGGAGAAACUGGAGUUUGAGGAGAAAAUGGCACUAUUCAGAAAACAGCACCCUGAUCUAGUCCAGAACUCCACGAAAUCUGAUGUCCCCAAAGGAAGCCAAAUCAAAGCACGAAAGAAGUUUCAGGGAUAUGUGCAAAAAGUGGAGUCUCCCCCAGAAAACAAUUUAUCCAUGAAGAGAAAAUUCCAUGGAGAGCCCAAGAAGCCACCUAUGAAUGGAUAUCACAAGUUCCACCAGGAUUUGUGGUCGAGUAGGGAGCUUCAAGUGGUGCCCCUGAGGGAGCGCAUGGUGGAGAUUAGUAGAUGCUGGCAGCGUGUCCCACAGAACCAGAAGGAGCGUUAUAAGAAGGAGGCUGAGGAACUGCAGAAACAGUACAAGGUUGACCUUGAUCUCUGGCUCAAGAGUUUGUCUCCUGAAGAAUAUGCUGCUUACAGAGAGGCAACCUAUACUAAGCGUAAGAACAUGAGCAUGACAAGGGGCCCAAACCCCAAGGUUAGAAGGAUGGAUCUGCAGUUCCCAUCAUCAGGGAAUCUUCAAGGAGGGCCUGGACUGGAGCAGGGGCUUCAGUCUCCAGAGGUAGAAUCAUCAAACACUCUUGGAGAGCAUUCUCCUGCCUCAGGGAGAUCAGAAGAAAACGAGAAAGAUGAGGAAGAGGAGGAAGGCAGCAACUCCUCAGACCACAGCAGUGGGGAUGAAGAUGAAAAUUGUGAGUCUGAGGACAGUGGUUCCAGCUCAUCUACCUCAGGGAACUCCUCCGACUCAGAUUCCAACUGAGCUUUGUUCACCAUCUGAGCGAUGGGACAGAGAACUUCCUAGCAAAUGGACAUGGCAUCUGCAUCAAAUUAAAGCAUUCUUCUCCCUGUGCCCUUUCAUUGCCUUCCUUCUUUCCUUCCCUCUUCAAUAUAAAGUAGGAGGGACCUGUUGGAUAGAAGGCAUCUUGUACAGUAAUUUCUUUCUCCUCCCUGUAGCCCAAGUCCACCCCCAGAGACAGUCCAUGCAAUGAAGACUCUUGGAAUAAACAAUGAGCUGGUUGGGCUGCAGUGCACACUGGGCUAGACUGAGUUUCCUGAACAGAGAAAUUUUGCUCUCCUCAUCUUCUGCUGCCAGAGCUGUGAGAGAGCCCCGAGGAGUCUGUGACGUCUCCCUUCUCUGUGGUCCUGUCUCUCAAGACUCUUGCACGGGAAGUGGGGAGGGGGAGAUUUGACAGACUGGAGCUAGGAGAGUUGCCUUUAAGAAAAUUGUCAAGCUCCUGAUGUCUUUCAUCCUGCUCUCUGAAGUGAGGAGUUGGCCCUUCCUUAAUUUGUGAGUGGGCAGGGGGAUGUGGGCAGCAGCAUUUCUACAUGUAUAUUUAUCUCUUAGCUGUCACUGAGAUUUUUCUUACUGGUUUCAAAAAUUAGAAAUUAAAUUCUUAGAACCACACCAUUUCCAUCUGAAUGAAAUGCUUCUCAAAAUCAGUGUCCUUUGACUCUUGGCACUAAUUUUCCAGGCCAUGUCUAAAUGUAUUCUGGUUUCUGGUCCAGCUCCUUCCAAAUGCUUCAGGUUGUAAGUGAACCACGUUUUUACCAUACACUUAAUUUAUAGGUAUUAUGUUAUGACUUUGUACCUGUUGUGUGUAUAAGUAUUUUAGUCCACAGACUAGUGUUUGG